CAACCAGCAAUCACAGCAUACAGUCCGCUGAUGGAGCAACUAGCAGAAGAGUUUGAGAAGCUCGAGCAGAGAUGCAAUGCCUCUAAAUCCACGGAGAGCGUAGAGAAGUGUAUCGAGCUGCUGAUGGAAGCGAAGGAGGCUAUCGAAGCGGAUCCGGGGAAUGCACAGGCGACGGUUGCACAGCUGAAAAAGCAGUUAAGUGUAAUCACGAGUCGGAUGAACGAAGACAUGAAGAAAGUCUACAACGGGCUCGGAAAGUACGGGAAAGCGAUUGACAAGACCUUCAAAGCAAACCUUGACCUUGUCAACAACGAACGUGCAUUCGAGGGAAAGGAGCACGUCGUGAACGAGACUAUUGCUAUGCAUUUCGUACGACAAGGACAGUUUGGGUUGGCGAAUACUGAUGUACAGGAAGCAAACAUCGAUAUCAAACCAGAUGUACAAGCACGAUUUGAGGAGAUGUACCGGAUCCUCGAAGCACUACGACAAAAACAGCUUGAACCCGCAAUAACAUGGUCAUCCACACGCCGUCCUUACCUCGACCAACACGGCUCAAACCUCGAAUUCGACCUCCACCGCCUCGCUUUCAUCCAACUUUUCACCUCCGGACAAAUUCCUGAAGCACUCGUCUACGCUCGAACACAAUUCCCCACAUUCUCGACAAGGCAUUUACCCGCAAUACAAAAGUUGAUGUGUGCAUUCGCAUACGCAAGAAAUCUCCGGAACUCGCCGUAUGCGUCCCUCUUCUAUGCCGAGACGAUGUGGGAUGACAUACAAUCCCUUUUCCGACGGGAAUACUGCGAAUACCUCGGUCUCGGCGCCGACUCGCCUCUGAGCACAACUGCACACGCCGGCGCCCUCUCCCUCCCAACCCUCGUCAAAAUGACAUCCCUCCUCAAGACCCCCUCCACCAUCUCCACCACCGCCCCCUGGAAAUCUGCCCCCUCCCUCCCCAUCGAGAUCCCGCUCCCAAAACAAUACCUGUUUCAUUCGGUUUUCACGUGCCCUGUGAGUAAGGAACAAGCAACGGAGGAGAACCCGCCGAUGAUGAUGCCGUGUGGGCAUGUUGUCUGUAGGGAGAGUUUGGGGAGGUUAAGUCGUGGUCAUGCGGUUAAGUUUAAGUGUCCGUAUUGUCCGAGUGAGAGUGUUAGUGCUGAUGCGAGGAGGGUGUGGUUUUGAUGAGAUUGUGGUAUUUUCUGGGCUGGUUUGGGUAUAGGUACGGUGUUUCGUUUGGAUUUCUU
Saitoella complicata NRRL Y-17804 is the source of this 1241-nucleotide messenger RNA. RefSeq lists its product as uncharacterized. Gene Ontology annotation, biological process: proteasome-mediated ubiquitin-dependent protein catabolic process. The record is from RefSeq and is a predicted model, not a curated record. Gene Ontology annotation, cellular component: nucleus; cytoplasm; GID complex. Gene Ontology annotation, molecular function: ubiquitin protein ligase activity. The coding region runs from base 31 to 1179 and encodes 382 amino acids. The transcript is spliced from 5 exons. NCBI's taxonomy places the organism in Eukaryota, Fungi, Ascomycota, Saitoellomycetes, Saitoellales, Saitoellaceae.